Fraxinus pennsylvanica is the source of this 753-nucleotide messenger RNA. The record is from the annotation of a GenBank genome assembly. Lineage: Eukaryota; Viridiplantae; Streptophyta; Magnoliopsida; Lamiales; Oleaceae.
AUGGAUUCGGAAGUGGGGUUUGAUAAUGUGAAAUUCGAAAAGGCAAAGGCCAUGGCGAGGUUUAAUCGGUUUCGGAAAAUCACCAAGAUAUGGCAGAUUUUUGAGGGUUUCUUGGUUUUUGCAUUGGUGUCGUGGUCGUCGACGCGUGUUUCGCCGGUGCUGAAAAUUUCUGGCCAUUUUGUGUUGGAAGUGUCUUAUCUUCUAAAUCAUCAUGUUGUUUUCCUGAUCGGGAAUGUUAUUAUUAUACUAUUGUUUGUCCUUUGUCGCCAAAGUGACGCCGGCAAUGUCACCGGUACCGUUGAUUUCUACGAUGAUCAUGUGAAACACAGCGAGACUGAUAAAAGAAACUCCUCUGUAUCCGAACGUGAAUCUACUGCUCCGCUGGUUAUAGCGGAGGCGGCCACCGUGGAAUUUGGCGGUGGUGACGAGGAGGAGAAGAAGAUUAUCGUGUCUCCAGAUAGCAUGGAAAAUGAGAACGUGACGAUGGCUAUAGAAAAAGCUUCCAGGCAGAUAAAAAAAUUUCAGAGGACGCAAACGGUGAAACUAAAGAGAGAGAUCGCGGUGAAGCCGCGGCGCGAGCUCCGGCGAUCGGAGACAGAGAACUUCGGAGCGAUAGUGACCUCUGGCCAGCGACAUUCCACAGGUAUUACGACUUUCGACAGUGCCGAGAUUGAUACUUUGAGCAACGAAGAGUUCCAGCGAACUGUGGAAGCAUUCAUCCAAAAACACUGGAAUAAAAAAUCGCAGAAUUAA